CGGGCCGGGCGGCGAUGGCGGCCGGGGCCGCGGCACGGGCCGCGCUGCUGCUGCUGCUCGGGGCAGCGGCGGCGCCGGGCCCGGUCCGGGGCUCGCAGGGGGACCGGGAGCCUCUGUACCGGGAGUGCCUGGGCCGCUGCGAGCGGCAGAACUGCUCGGGGGCGGCGCUGCGGCACUUCCGGGCGCGCCAGCCGCUCUACAUGGGCCUGACAGGCUGGACCUGCCGUGACGACUGCCAGUACCAGUGCAUGUGGGUGACCGUGCGGCUCUACCUGCAGGGGGGGCACCGGGUGCCCCAGUUCCACGGCAAGUGGCCCUUCUCCCGGUUCCUGUUCUUCCAGGAGCCGGCGUCUGCCUUCGCCUCCUUCCUGAACGGCCUGGCCAGCUUCCUCAUGCUGCUGCGCUACAAGGCGGCCGUGCCCCCCGCCUCCCCCAUGUACCCCACCUGCGUCGCCUUCGCCUGGGUCUCCUUAAACGCCUGGUUCUGGUCCAUGGUUUUCCACACCAGGGACACGGCUGUGACGGAGAAACUGGAUUAUUUCUGUGCAUCAGCCGUGAUCCUGCACUCCAUGUACCUGUGCUGCGUCAGGACGCUGGGGCUGCAGCGUCCGGCCUUAAUCAGCAUCUUCAGGGCCUUCCUCCUCCUCUUCCUCGCCUGCCACAUCUCCUACCUGACCCUCGUCCGCUUUGACUAUGGCUACAACAUGGCAGCCAACGUGGCCGUGGGGCUGCUGAACCUGUGCUGGUGGCUGCGGUGGUGGCUGCGGAGCCGCCUGCCCCACGCCUGGAAGGUGGGGGCGGCGGUGCUGGCGCUGCAGGCGCUGGCGCUGCUGGAGCUGCUCGACUUCCCGCCCCUGCUCUGGGUGCUGGACGCCCACGCCCUCUGGCACUUGGGCACCGUCCCCCUCAACGUCCUCUUCUACAGUUUCCUGGUGGAUGACAGCCUCUACCUCCUGAAGGCCAACUCUGACCUCUCCAAAGUGGACUAGAGCUGCCGGGGGGGGGGGGACACACAGCCCUUCGCCCCCCCCGGGGCCCUGUCCUGUGCCAAGUGACCCCCCCAGACUCCCCCAGCCAUCACCUCCUUCCCCCCGUUGCCUUCUGAGGUUUGCUUUUCUCACCACACCCCCACCCCACAUUUUCCCUCCUCGGGGUGCAGGGGGGGUGGGCACCCCCACUGCUGGCUGCAGAAGGGCUGAGGGCAGCUGAGACCCCCCCCCCCAGGGGUGUCGGUGCUGAGAUGUGGUCCCUCCCUGCCAUCGGGGGGGGCACAUCGGUGACUUGGGGGGUGAGGUCUAGGGGGGCUUUGCUGGGACCUGCUGGCUGCUGGGUGGCUUUUGCAGGGUGUGUGGGGGGGUGUCGUGUGGGGCUGGAGUGGUGCCUUGGGGAUGGGGGUUCCCCUGCUGGCUGUGCCCCCCCCCCCCUCCCCCUUCAACCUGAGAUGUGAAUAAAUUGAGUUCAACCUGUGCCCA
This is a messenger RNA of Apus apus (common swift), 1472 nucleotides long. RefSeq names its product post-GPI attachment to proteins phospholipase 3 (gene PGAP3). Gene Ontology annotation, cellular component: endoplasmic reticulum membrane. Gene Ontology annotation, molecular function: hydrolase activity, acting on ester bonds. Gene Ontology annotation, biological process: GPI anchor biosynthetic process. Lineage: Eukaryota; Metazoa; Chordata; Aves; Apodiformes; Apodidae. The transcript is spliced from 8 exons. The record is from RefSeq and is a predicted model, not a curated record. The coding region runs from base 15 to 989 and encodes 324 amino acids.